Molecule: messenger RNA, 1996 nt
Organism: Triplophysa dalaica
Lineage: Eukaryota; Metazoa; Chordata; Actinopteri; Cypriniformes; Nemacheilidae
Gene: gimapl
Product: GTPase IMAP family member 4
Exons: 3
Coding region: 128-976 (282 amino acids)
Molecular function (GO): GTP binding
Source: RefSeq, a predicted model, not a curated record
ACGUCCGCUAGGCGGCGUCACGCGCGCUGCUCUCCCUCCCACAACACUUUCUCCCGCCCUCUCAGCAAGCAGGAAGUCCCUCUCACAGUACCAACAGUACGAAAAAAGUAACUAAUUCACUAUCGUCAUGAGUUCAGACCAACAUUUAAAUUCAAACGCUGAUGACCAGCUCGACCCCAAGGAUGAGAAGCGUUUGGCGGCAGCCGCUGAAGAGGCUAUCUGUCUACCUGAGCUCCGUCUCAUCAUGGUAGGGUGGAGAUGGCCGGGUAAGAGCCUGACCGGCAACACCAUCCUGGGCCGUGAGGAGUUUCGUCUGGAACGUGCUGCCGAAUUCUGCGUCAAACGCGAAACCGAAGUGAAUCGCCGCAAAAUAACUGUAGUAGACACACCUGGCUGGUUCUCAGCCCAGAGCACACCGCCGGAUUAUCAGCAAGAGAUGAUCCAAAGCGUCAGCAUGUGCACUCCCGGCCCUCACGCGUUCCUGCUGGUCAUACCCGUAAGCAUGUUCACUGAAACAGACCGGGCUCGUAUAGAGGAAAACCUGGUGCUGUUUGGAGAAGAUAUAUGGAAGCACACGUUGGUGGUGUUCACCUGGGCGGAGAUUUUAAAGGAGAAGUCCAUAGAAAGGCAUAUACGAAGGGAGGGUCGUGAACUUCAGUGGUUGGUCGACAAGUGUAAAAAAAGGUACCACGUUAUUAAUAACAAUAUUUUUGGGGAGCACCCACAGCUGCCACAGCUGAUGGAGAAGGUGGAGAAGAUAGUGGCUGAAGAAGGCGGUAUUUUCACACUUAAGAAUGAAUCGGAAAAUACACAGAGUCAAGUGCAGACUCAUGAAGAGAAUGAGAAUAGGAACACCACUAGUGUGAAAGAAAACAGGGAGCUUGGUGCGAGACCCAAACAGAACAGUUCCUGCAACUCAUUGCGGGCCAUGGAUGUAGACUCUCCACAAAGUUUGGUUGAAAGUGUCACUGAAUAGUCACACAUGGACUCUUCACUGCUGUUAGGUUACCUCAACUCUAAAUUAUUGCAUCACUUCUUGAAGCUUCAGAUUGUCGGGUUUACAGUAGGAAGACCCUGUAGUUUUAGAUUAUUUAACAUAUAACACCAAUAGGAAUUAUCAUAAAUCACAUUUGUGUUAGUAAAUCAGUAGUAUAACUUUGCAUAUACAAUCAUUGAAGUGAUCCAUACAAAUAUCACAGCUGUGGUCACACAGUAAGUAUGCCACAUCUUUCUCUAGUAAAGAGUGUCAUUUCUGUAGAUUCUGUCAUGUUGAUGCUGAUUAUGAAAACUGAGCUGACAGAAACGCACACAAAUUAUUUGCACUAAUGCAUGGUACUCAACCUAAUGGCCUGUAAAAAUGCCUUAAUUUAUGCACUCAUAACAGCUGUCAGAGACCAGUGUCUGCGUGCUGUGUGUGAUUUAUUAUAGAUUGGUUACAUUGGUUGCUGUGGUUUGUUACAAUUUGUCCAAAAUCUUAAACAAGAAUGCACAACACUGUUUGCUGUGUUUUGCACUUGUCCCCAGUUCUUAUUAAAAGCACGAAUAUAAUAUUCAUAGUUAUUUUUAUAUUAUUUGACUAUUUUAAUGCCUUCGUUUGGGCUUUCAGGUUACUGAAUAGUUUAGGUUUGCAGUUUUCUAUCGUAUGUUUUAAUGUAAGACGAUAUUAUAAAAUCAAAGGCUUAAUAUUUUAUUUAUUUUCAAUCACAUUCCGUGCUGUUACUUUAUAUCAACAGAUUGAGAACUCUUUAGUCAAUAUGCAGCUAUAAAUGUGGUAAUGGAAAUGUUUAAAUUCCCCUGAUAUUAAAGCGAUAUGACUGUGUUGUUACUAAUGGCCCUAUGUUUGUCUAAUGAUACUGUAUUAGAUGUUUCAAAUUUAAUGUAACCAAUUUCAUAUACACAUCCAGUAUUUUCUGCUAUUAAUUCUCAAAUCAACAUUUAAUUUCUUUGUAGAUGUUUUGAAAUUUCUGACUGCUAUAAAAAUCUAUUUUUCAAAAGA